ACGGAUACCUAGCGCCCGGCAGAGCCAUGGCGGCUGCGCACCUCGACCCCAACCUGAACCACACGCCGCACCCCAGCACUAAGACGCACCUGGGGGCCGGCGUGGAGCGCUCCCCCGGGGCGAUGGAGCGGGUCUUAAAGGUCUUUCACUACUUCGAGAACAGCAGCGAGCCGGCCACGUGGGCCAGUAUCAUCCGGCACGGGGACGCCACUGACGUCAGGGGCAUCAUCCAGAAGAUCGUGGACAGCCACAAGGUGAAGCACGUGGCCUGCUACGGGUUCCGCCUCAGUCACCUGCGGUCCGAGGAGGUGCACUGGCUGCAUCUGGACAUGGGCGUCUCCCACGUGCGGGAGAAGUACGAGCUCGCACACCCGCCGGAGGAGUGGAGGUGA
Messenger RNA from Condylura cristata (star-nosed mole), 392 nucleotides. Its product is annotated as focal adhesion kinase 1-like. The transcript has 2 exons. Gene Ontology annotation, cellular component: cytoskeleton. The coding region runs from base 27 to 392 and encodes 121 amino acids. NCBI's taxonomy places the organism in Eukaryota, Metazoa, Chordata, Mammalia, Eulipotyphla, Talpidae. The record is from RefSeq and is a predicted model, not a curated record.